AUGAGUAGUGUCAAUUUUGGGGGAAAAUUUUGGGGUUGCGGAAAUUUCAGAAAUCAUGUGAAUAUGGGAUGUAAUUUCUUCAAAUGGUUCGACGACGACAUUAUCGAUGAAAGGGAAUUGAAGAUUCAGAGGCAGAAGAAGAAAAUUUACAAGUUGAAGAAUGAGAUCAUCAACACAAGGGGAUGGUUGAAAUUCUCUAUAAUCAUUGGAAUAUUGAGCUUACUGUUUAAUGUUAUAUUUGUAACAAUAGUUUUUUAG
Molecule: messenger RNA, 258 nt
Organism: Lathyrus sativus (Indian pea)
Lineage: Eukaryota; Viridiplantae; Streptophyta; Magnoliopsida; Fabales; Fabaceae
Source: the annotation of a GenBank genome assembly